UCGAAAUAAAUCAUAGUUCGUAUGCUCUGUUAGUUUAUCAGGUUAUCAAUCAUGAAGUUUCUUGUGUUAACCGCUCUGGCAUUAGCCUCCUCAGUCCACGGGGGUGGCAUCAUCCUCAAAGGACCCUCAGGUGUCAUCACUCCACAUGGUCCCAUUGGUCCAGAUGGCAGAGGAGCUGGAAAUGCUGGAGGAUGGAAUGGAGCUGGAGCUGGAUGGGGAGGCGCUGGAAAUGGAAUCAUCUUGAAAGGACCUUCCGGUGCCAUCACCAGAAACGGACCCAUCGGUCCUGACGCACUUGGUCAAGGAGGAUGGAACAACGGAGGAUGGGGAGGUGAUGAUGGCCAAUGGCGCGGAGAUGGUGGCUGGAACAAUGGAGGUUGGGGGGGUGAUGAUGGCCAAUGGCGCGGAGAUGGUGGCUGGAACAACGGAGGUUGGGGAGGAGAUGAUGGUCAAUGGAACGGAGGCUGGAAUGGUAACGAUGAUGGACAAUGGCGUGGGGAUAAUGGAGGCUGGAACAAUGGAGGAUGGGGCGGAGAUGAUGGUCAAUGGCGUGGUGACAAUGGAGCUUGGAACGGAGGAUGGGGUGGUGAUGAUGGCCAAUGGCGCGGAGAUGGUGGCUGGAACAACGGAGGUUGGGGAGGUGAUGAUGGCCAAUGGCGCGGAGAUGGUGGCUGGAACAACGGAGGUUGGGGAGGAGAUGAUGGUCAAUGGAACGGAGGCUGGAAUGGAAACGAUGAUGGGCAAUGGCGUGGAGAUAAUGGAGGCUGGAACAAUGGAGGAUGGGGCGGAGAUGAUGGUCAAUGGCGUGGUGACAAUGGAGCUUGGAACGGAGGAUGGGGUGGUGAUGAUGGCCAAUGGCGUGGUGAUGGAGGUUGGGGAGGUCAUGGCCGCUGGUAAGCUCCUGGCCACAAGGAACCAAACAGAGUUGGAGCGUACAAAUACUAUUAAAGACUGUUUAUUACUUGUUUUGUGAAUAAUUUAUUAUUUACCCUUGAGUGACAAUAAAGAAUGUGUAUAAAAAA
Anthonomus grandis grandis is the source of this 1022-nucleotide messenger RNA. RefSeq lists its product as uncharacterized. The transcript is spliced from 5 exons. NCBI's taxonomy places the organism in Eukaryota, Metazoa, Arthropoda, Insecta, Coleoptera, Curculionidae. Bases 335 to 973 code for a protein of 212 amino acids. The record is from RefSeq and is a predicted model, not a curated record.